UUGUUUUGAGGGACGUGCUAGCAGAGGCUGCAGGGUUCUGACAGCAGUCGGUUUGGAGCCGCAGGGGAUGACGCCGACUCCACGGUACUUAUAAAGAACUAUAUCAUCUCGCAUGCAUUCAUAUAGAGCACAGUUAGCUAAUGUGCCAUCAUUUUAAAUUGAAAGGAGAGUGUAGCCAGCGUUUUAUGCUUAACUAUCAGGGUUGUACUGUAUGAGUCUGCGGCUUUGCAGCCAACCGCCGGGUACUGAGAUGCUUGCUUUGUAUGGGCCCUGCUGUAUGGACACCUGGUGCACUUGAUCAUUACUUUUUAACCAUCGCAUCUUUCUGUUUCGUCUCCCUGUAGGUGCUAACUGUGCGGUGUCUACAUCCUUGAUACUUCCUGUUGGUUUUUUCAGCCGGUAUCCACCCCUGCAGACUCCAUGCUGAAGUGGGAAAAGGGUUCUGCCAUCUCUGAACACAGGAAUCCAGAGAGAGAUGCAAAAUGUCUCCCAGUUUAGGAACCUCCUGAGCUGUAGGGGCUGUCAGCUCUUGUGGACUGUGAUAAUACCAUAAUGACUCUAGGACCUCCUACCUGAAAGAGAAGAUAUCAUCCCCUGGUUGGUCUCUGUCCCUGGAGGUAUUCAGAGCUGUCAGUUGAGAACUAGUUUAUCCAGCAGGAAUGAUCUGAGGGGGGCUGAUCCACUGAAAGAUACCUAGACCUCAUGCUGCUACUUUCUCAAAGUGACUCUAUUGAGAAAAGUUGGUGAAACCUACCUAUUUGUGUUUCAAGAAUCUCCUUUAUCACUCCUUCAAGUUUAGUUUUGCAAAAAUGACUUCAGACUGGGGGGAGAAGUCCACAGCAGACCUCAUGAGCAGGUAUGUCUCCAAGGAAACAGGAUACGAAGUUCCCAAGGAGGGUUGGCGGAUCUGUUUGGCACACGAGUUCAAGGAGAAGAGGAAGCCCUUUCAGGCUAAAGACGUCUCGCUGUCCAAUGUUCUGGAGCACGUAGGACUUGGAAUCAGGUGAGACCUUUUGCCCCUCCAGAUGAGACGACUUCAGAGAGCUCUACAGUUCCAGCAGCAGUGUUGUUUUCGUUGACGAUGAAAAAGAUAUUUCGUCAACAAAAACAAAAACAACAACACAGGGGAAUAUAUGUUUAGCGUUUGACUGACAAAAUGCUCAUGAAUUUUGCAACUCUGUUCGUCGUCCACCACCAACGUUUUCGUCUAGUCUUGUCAACGUAAACGCACAUUCGUCUCGUCACAUUUUAGUCAUCUUAGCUAGUCAACGUCACGUCUUUGUCGUGGAAAAAUAUUUUCGCCACGUAAACAACACUGUCCAGCAGGGAGUGUAGUGCAUCAAUGCUACACUAUGGAAACAGUCUGAGUGUAAUAAAACCAGACAAAAAAACAAACCAAGAUGUUGGGAGAUUUUAAGAUUUAGGAAUUUACAGGUAAUAAAAAGCGAGAGGAAACAGGUGGGGUGGAUUUAAAAUAAUUAAUAGUAGAUCUGAAACUACAAACACUUUCAGAGCAUGAAGGGGAACCGACAGAGUCUGACCAUUCAUGUUCUGUCAAAAUUUUCAAUAACAUAGUGAUGCGCAUUUUAAUACAAGCUGUUUUUCUUUUAACUGUGUGGUGCCUGAGAGAGUUUCUCCAUUGAAUUUAUUCUGUGUGCAUGAGAAACUGAGAGGUUUAAUUGUGAGGUGGAUCAAAGUGACCUGAGGGCAGAGCAUUACAGGGUGUUAUUACUGAUGAAUAGUGGAGAUAAUCCUUUUAAAGCUUGGAAAAACAAAUAUCAGGAUCUCAAAUUUGACUCCACUCUUCCUUUGUAGUCGGCUCAGAUGUAUCUUUUUCUUUCCUUCCAAGUAUGUUGAGUUCUUGAACAUAUAAACAUACUAUUUCAAAACUACUUCUCUAAAAUGAUUGACUUGCUAAAUGACUAGUUCUGUGGUCAGCAGAGGUGGCAAUGAUUAGUCAUCCAGUCUAAAAGAAACCCACAUACCUACCUUGAAUUAUGUACAAAGACAUGAAUGAGUCAGCACUAUAAACAGCAAUCAAAUUUAUACCUUUUCAUGAGUUUUACACAAAAGAUUUCUUCCUCUUCAUUGACACCUGUUGGUCUCGGUUUACGCCUUCAUUUACCAAAGCUACCUGGUGUCUUUAUGGUUUAAACCACGUGUUUCCACCUGAGAAGCUGUUGGGCUGCAGUGUCGAGUUUCUCUGCCGACAAAAGAGAAGGAUGUUCAGCUUUAAGAUGUUUGAGGAAAACAGCUUGUUUUCCCAGUUCAAGAAUUCUUUAGUAGAUUAGAUAUAUUCAUUAGAUAGAUUAGUCAUAGUGACUCGAUGGGAAUCUUUGAACUAGUUUAACCUUUGGCUAUGUCUACAGGAAUUAGUGAUGGGAGUAGAGGCAUAACCACAUAUUUUAAAGGGUUGCAAAGUUCUUUUAAGGUUGUGGUAUGGUAUUUGUUGAGUCUAUGAAGUGAAGAUCAUAGAUAAGUGAUGUUUCAUGCCCUCCUGUAGCCAUACUGGCAAUUUUGACUCUUCUCAAAGCAUCCUUUAUAGAUAUAAUAUUAAAUCUAGGUUUGUACUUGAACACGUAAAGUGGAUUUCCUCUUUCACAUCAGCUUGUAGGUCAAGCCGCACAUUGUUUUUAUUUCCCAUGACUUCAAAAGCAUCUCAGCGGUGACGGCAGGAAGUUUGAGAAGGGCUUGCAGACACGAUGCCUCUGCCUGUUCGGUUUGAGUUUUGCAUUUCAAUUAUAGAUUCCCCCCUGCAGGGAUGAAGCAAAUGUCUGCUGCAGAUCUUAACAUCUGUGGAGCUGGUCGGGUUUGUUUUCCCAGCAACCCACUGUCAUCUGAGACACAAAGAAAUGCAGCUGGCCUGCGACUUUUUCCUCUUAGUUUCCAGUUUAACCUCAAGAAUGCUGCUGGACUGCUUCUGUGAUCAGGUCUAUUUUUGGUGGUUUUACUGUAAAUUAUUAUAAGAUACGUUCAAAGUCCAUACAUUUUAACCUACUGACUUAACUUUGCAUAUUUUCAUUUCCAUCAAAGUCCCCAUUUUAAACCUCUGUCUUCCAUUUUACAUCAAAUUCCAUGUGACUUUUAAGGGUAGUUAAAUUGAACCUCCAACAAUGAGGUGUCUAAUUUCUGUGUCACGAGUGGAAGUGGAAUUCAAACACCAAAACUCACUUGACUCUUUCAUAAAUCUGUUGCAAUGUUAAAUGUAAAACAAACCGUCUCCCUCCCCUCUAGGCUUAAACCAACACCAAAAACAAACACUUCAAUCUCAUUCUCAUUCCAGGUGUGUCUAGGUCUUUCAGUCACCAUGGCAACCUUUGUUAAUUAUUGCACCGGAUAAUGUGAUCGCCAUAAAACUGUAGCAGGAGGAGAGUAAUGUUAGAGUGUUCAAACAGGCGAGUCAAUCAUGUCAGGUAGAGAGUCACACCUUCAGCUGUAAAUCUUAUGAGUGAGGAGUGAGUCAAUGUUUGCUGUAAUGCAAAAAAAACAACAUAUGAUUACAAUGAAGCCUGUCUGAACAAGAAGGAUAGAGUACAUAUGAUCCCAUGACAUUAUAAAGGCACAAUAUAAACAGUCUUGCUUCUUGGGUUAAGAUUAUUAAAGCAAAAACAUUCCAAACUGAGCAAACACUGUGGCCAAACAGUGUCAAACGAGUUUGCCUUCUAUUAGCAGAGCUCGCGCCACUCUCAGGGACAAACUUAGACUUGUUUUUACCCUCAAAUGAAAAUGUUGGCAGCUGAGAAGUCUUGUUUAGUCCCCGAGGAAGCUCAGCAAAUGCUAUCUAUCAGACAUGCUUAAAUAAUACUAGACAUCAGUAUUGGAAAGAAAAAAAAAGGACACGCAUAUUUUUGAGUUUAAUCAAAUGAAGUUGAACUAAAAAUAUCAUCCGAAUGAUUCAGUCUGUUCAAGUACAGAUGGCUGAAAACUGAUUUCGUUUCUCCCUUAUUUUGUUUAAUAUGAGUUUGCAAACCCGGGUCAGGAUCAGGGUCAACACUGUUGUUUGCAUUCCAGACGAGCUACACAACAUCAACAUGAUAACAGCAUAACCAGAUGUGGCCUCAAAUAGCUCCAUCCCAUUCAUGUUGACCUGAGUGAAGCGUUUUCUGCGGACUAUUGUUGCGUUGCCCUUCUGUGCACUUUUUGUUGCUGUACUGGCAUACAGAGCAGCAGUUUCAUGCAUUUGCACGGGAUCUCCUCCACAAAAAGCAGAUGGCCUUUUGUGGCCAAAAUGAUUAUUUGUGAGUAAACGAGGUUGUGAUGCUGUUUAAAAGGCUGCUGGGUUACGACCUCGUUUGACUUCUAACAAAGCAGGGAGUGUAGAGAUGAUCAUCUACGCUCAUAUUCAGUUUUAAAGACACACAAGGCUUAAAAGGAUAGUGAUUACAUGCUCCCCACGGUGCUCAUAUUCCAAAGAACUACAUUUUUAAGCUUCUCUUUCUUGGCCAGUUUGGAAAUUUCUACCACCCAUUGAGAAAGAGGUUUCAGAAGCCUGAUUGGCUGCAUCUGUUUGGCUUAUAAGCAUAAAAUAAAGUAUGCCUGAUAACAGAGUUCAGAGUAUAAAUGCACAAAUAUUAAUCUCAUUUGUAAUGUAGCCUAAUUAUACAAUAAAUUGGCUUGACACACACACACACAGUCAAAAUCACUCCAAUGAAGUGGAAAGUAGCUGGUCUGACUUCACUUCCCUCUCUUACAAGUGCUUCCUUUAUGCCGUUGCACAAUUCCUCCCUUUGUGUGUCUGUGUGUGUGUUUGUGUGUGUGCAAAUCAACUUUUUUUCCCCCCAGCUUUCGUUCAAAAUACUGCAGAGUGAACUCGGACAAAGAGCGCACUUUGAUUCACGGUGUUCAUGUUUUUUUAUGGUUGAUUUAAAACUCAUUUGAUAAUUAAGAGAGUCCUCAAUCUAAACCCAUCCGUGCAUGAAUGCAGAUCAGAGUCCAGACUCCUCAAAUGCCUGUUUCACCUCUCCCUUUGAGACUGUAUGGUGACCGGUAUACUGUAUUCUGUCUAUGUGUUAAUGCAGGUAUCUAAAAUGGUGGUACAAGAAGACCCAGGUGGAAAAGAAAGCCCCAUUCAUCGAUAUGUUUCGUGCUCAGCCUUUACGACAAAUAUACGGUGAGUUUGGGUCACUCUCAGAUGUAUUUUCAAUUUCCGGCUGAAGUUGAGAGGGAUAAGUAACCUGAUUGGUAAAUAUUUCUGAGUUUCAUGGAAAAUUAGUGUGAUUUUGAGCGAUAAUUCUGUCUAAACUUUGACUAAAACCUUCCAAAGUUAAGGUCCUUAGGAGUAAUUUGAAAGAGUGCAACAAAAACCUGCACAGAAAUAUUUUUGAAUCUCAUAUUUAAUAACUUGGCGCAACAAUGGAAUACGAGAUAACCAUAUGUUUAUUUAUACAUUUUAAAAUCAUGUCAGAUUUGACCUUUUACAAGAGUUUAUAGCUUUUUAUUGUGCCGCUCUUUACUACCUUCUCUCUUUGUUUUAUAGUUUGUUUAUAGCUCCUUUUGUAAUAGACGCCUCUUGAACUUAAAGCUCCAGUAAUGAGUUUUUGUUGGUUGAGUGGUCGACUGGAGGUAAUACCAGUAUUUCCAUAUGGGCUGCAAAAGUAAACCCACUGGUAGGGGGUCAGUGUCAGACAUUGUUUACAGUUGCCAUAGCAAAGCGUCUUCAUGAGUCAUGCAUUUCAUAAUAUGAUAAAGCCGCACGAUGUCUUGUUUUAAAAAUAGGACUUAUUCAUGCACUGGACAAAACCACUGAAGGAAUUAGGGGGCUCCAUUUUUCCACAGAGGGCGCCAUAAUCAACACUUAACUUAAACUAACUUCAAGUUCCGUACAGCAGCUUUAAAAUGAAUGGUGUAAAUGUGGGGCUAAAAGUCUAUACUACUAAUAGUAAUAAUAAUAUAGUCAAUUGCAGAAAGUAUGCAUGUUUGUCCUCUUCAUUUUGCAAUUAAUUGUGAUGUAAAUUAGACAAUCCUACAAUUAAUCAAGAUUAAAGAAAUGACUUGUUCGUGUCUUGCAGGUGCUCCACUUGGUGGUAUCGGAGGAGGAACUAUCACGAGGGGAUGGAGGGGGGAGUUCUGCAGAUGGCAGCUCAAUCCUGGAAUGUACCACUACAAAACAGUCACAGCAAACCAGGUACAGGAUCCUGCACAGACAGAGACCUGCUCAAGUGUUUUUUCUUGUUUUGUUAAGUGUAUUCUUGAACACUGCCUACUGACUUAUUUACAUCUCAGCAAACAAAGUCCAACAAGUCCUCCUUCAGCUUGUUAAGUAACUGUUUGCAUGGCUGAUAAGGAGUCACUUAUCUCUUCCAUAGAUCUGCUUCAGGUGUUGUAAAACCUCAGAUGGACUCAUUUACCAACGGUUCCAUGCUGGUCUAUAUUUAUUGAUUUAUUUUGUUGUUUUUUUCCCAAUUCUGGCAAAACUUUAACUGCUAAAAAUCACAUUCAUUUACUGCCAAAGCUGCAAUAUUGGAAUCUGAGUGGGGAACAAAUCUGUUGUAAUGGAGACCCAGAUAGCAGAUUCUUCCUUGUGAAGACAGAAUGCAAUGUUUGGUGGAGUGUGACCCUAUUGUGCACUGGAGUAAAGUACCCUCAGGACACUCAAGUGUUUUUCCCUUCAAAGAUGAAAUAACUGGAAGUGUAAUAAAGUUUAGAUACUGGCCUGAGGGUUACUGGCCGGCAUUCUGGGAAACAUUAGACUGUAAUAAACCAAGAAAUAAAAGGGAUUUUAUGUGUUUGUUUUCCUUUCUCUUUCUUAGUUCACAGUGUGCUUGCGGCGCGGCGGUCAAACGGUUUACCAGCAGGUGCUCUCCAUCGAGCGUCCGCCCACAUUACAAGGCUGGAACUGGGGGUACUGUGGAGAAUACGCUUUCUAUCACGCCCUUUACCCCCGAGCAUGGACUGUUUAUCACCUGCCAGGACAGAACGUGACUCUUACAUGCAGACAGGUGUCGCCAGUCAUCCCACAUGACUACCAGGUAACUGAGGCAUCAUGGGAACUUCAUUCUGUCCAACAUGGUCAUAAUGUCCUGUACAGAUUUCUAUCCUCAUCAGGUUAAGUGGUUUUCUUAAACAGAGAGAUACAACAAUUAAAAUCAGCUGAUUAGAAAUAUAUCACAAUAGUGUGUUUGUUGAUAAAUACAAGUGUUGACGUUUUACAAGUCAGUGUUUAAAUUAUAUUGUUUGACUACUAGAUAUGAUGUCAAUGUGAUGUUUAGACAGUAAAUCCACAUGACUUUGCUGUGUGUAUUACUCCUUGUGAUGGAAAAUGUAAACAAGGGCUGUCUUACUGAUCACAGGACUCCAGUCUGCCUGCGGCCAUUUUCGUGUGGGACAUCGAGAACAAGAACGACUACGCUCUGGAGGUCUCCAUCAUGUUCACUAUGGUCAACGGGUCAGGACACAAAGACGACAAGAGUGGGGGACACUGGAACGAACCUUUUCACCUGGAGAAAGACGGGGAGGCCGUGUCCGGGGUCUUAUUACACCACUGUACUACAGUGAACCCUUACACUCUGUGCAUCGCCGCCCGAGAACAGGUUUGAUUUAAAACCUUCUGAUUCAAGCAGCUCCAGGGUUUAACUUUAUGCAGAAAAUUGCACAAAUAGUUCCUGAGGAAUAAACAGGAUUAGAAAAACAAAAAGUCCAGUGGGUUUAGAAAUCUGGGGUCUUAAUGAGUAUUAAGUGUUGGAUUUAAAAAGCGUAUGUGUGUUUGUGUGUGUGUCUUAACAGCCUGACAGGGAGGUCAGUCACCAGACGGCGUUCAGUCCAAAGGGAACUUGUAGCAGCCUGUGGAGUGACCUCAUCACAGACGGGCGGCUGGACUCACCUACAGGUUGGUGGAGAAUGGAAGUCACAGUAGAAAUAAGUCCAAAACGAUCAUCGACUCAACAAGUAAACAUAAAAAUAAGUAGAAAGAAGAGAAAAAAAGGGCUGUGCUUGUACCUAGUGUUCAAAUACUUCUUUUGUUAGUCCGACCGAAACAGCACUUUAAAAUUAUAUGUUAAAAAAGUUGAACCAGAAUUGAUGCGUCAUGAACUACAGCCUCUAUAUGUAAGGUGCUCAGACCGCCAGUCCAUCAACCCCUGUACUUACUUUUGUUAAUACAUUGGUUCUCGCCUGAGGCUCGUAUACCGCUGAUUCAGUCAUAAAGAUUUAGAGCAGGGACUUUUGCAAAUGGGCAGAUCGCCCAGGAUGCACUUGUGUUAAAGGUGUAAACAGUCUUGAGUUGGACAAGCUUACAUCUUUAGUACCCUAACCUCUCUUGGUUCUUCUCUCCUUUUUUCCUCUGCAGGUUCCAGCCCACCAACACCUAAGGGAGAAAAGGUGGCAGCAGCGUUAGCGGUCAGCUGCUCAGUUGCAGCUCAGGGACACAACACUGUGGAGUUCUGCCUGGCCUGGGAUAUGCCCAAAAUCACCUUUGGCUCCAGGGAGAGGGAACACGUCAGGUACAACAAACACUGACUUUAAACUCUUUGAUGAUCAUUUGUCACACAGAAAGAUAUCUUUUUCUUCUUUGUCUGACUGGGCUGAAAAUUUUGAAAAAACAUUAAACAAAGCACUUGAUAUUCUGUCUUUUGAGGAGAUCACUGCACAUUUUAUUGUGUAUUUCUGGUGCAAUUUCUGUGUUUUCUCCUUUAAGUCUUUUGUAGCCAAGUGGUUAUUUGGCCAAUUUGAUUCCAUCCAGCAACUUUAGCUGCAUGUAUUGUGUGUCUGUGUGUCCUCAUCUGCUCCUGUGCGAUAAAAUUCACAAAAUGCCAAAAUUACCAAAACAAUUUCCACCCUCUGUCAUCUGUGCAGUCCUACCGGUCUGAUGAGUCUCUGGUCCUGAAGGUAUUACAGUUGCAGUUCAAGAACUUCAAACCAGCGUUUUUGUGUUUUCUUUCCCUGCUUUGGUUGUUUGCCAUUGUGGCGCUGGUUACCACAGAAGACGUGACAAGCACUCACGGAGUUUAUUCAGGUUCAGCUUGUUCUACUACUCCAAAUGCUGCCAGAAAAAAAGUCACAGAGCAAACAUGGUCAGCUAUACAAAGUUGUGUUGAGACACAGUGAAACAAGAUAGGUAGAGAUGAUCUCAUUUUUUAAACCGUUAAAGCCAUUUGUCUGUCCCUAACCCUGUAGUCUGUAAAUUUCACUGCAGAGAGUGUUUCAAAUAGUUGUACAGAAAGAGAUCUCACCGAUUCUACUUCAACCAAAAGGAAAAAUCUUUUGGUUCCCAAGCUCAGCUUUAGAUAUGCUUUUGCAUCCUACACAACUGGAAAUUCAACAUUUUUCUUCAUUAAUUCUUUGGCAUAUGACGUCUACUGCAGCCAAUCAGCAGGGGGAGCUCCAAAUGUUUUGGUUUCACUUUGAGGGAAGCUGUCACAUAAUUUAUUUUUCUAUACAACGUGUAUUAACUCAACUAAAAGCAUCUAAAAUAAAAUGUCUCCCUUUUUGAUCACAACACUCUUACUGUCUUCCUCAGAUUGUUUAUUUUUCUUCUCUUUCCAGGAGAUACACUCGUUACUUUGGGAGUAAAGGGGAUGCGUCCCCUACGCUUAGUCACUACGCACUCACACACUACAGACAGUGGGAGAGGAGCAUCGAGGAGUGGCAGAGACCCAUUCUGCAGGACAGGUAGCUCACAGCUCUACAAGUUAAAUAAAGGAUAAAAACUUCUUUCUUGAUAAAAUAUAUCUUACUUUGUCCAUUUCAGCUCUCUCCCUUCGUGGUACAAGUCGGCACUGUUCAACGAGUUGUACUUUGUGGUGGAUGGAGGAACUGUGUGGACAGAGCUGCCAGAGGACACUGAUGUUAGCGGCGGUGUUCGCAGCGAGGAUGGCGGGCUUCCAGCUCAGCCUGAUGUUGUCAAGGAGUACGGACGGUUUGCUUACCUGGAAGGUGAGGGCCAAAGAAACAGACAAACAUGGCAGCUUGGAGUUAAAACUAUGAAACUUAAAUCUGUGAAUCUUAUAUUUACAGUUGGCUAAAACAAAGACUAUCAUUUUAAAUUAGUGAUUGAUUGUUUUCCAGGUCAGGAGUACAGAAUGUACAACACAUACGAUGUGCACUUCUACGCUUCCUUUGCACUGGUUAUGCUGUGGCCUAAACUCGCGCUGAGUUUGCAGUAUGAUAUCGGUGAGAAAUCUGCAGUUUUUUAAGUGUUACAUGUGUGAUUUAAAAAGACAAAGUGGGCUGGUUUAAAAGUACGAAUCUCUCCUCAGCUGGCAGUGUGGUUCAGAAGGACCCGACAGAACGGCUCCAUCUAAUGAGCGGGCGGUACUCUCCUGUUAAGGCCAAAAACGUGGUCCCUCAUGACAUCGGGGACCCAGGUGGGACAGUCUUCAUUACCUAAAGCUCUUUAAGAGAUACACAGGUUUUUCAUGGUUUGUUUACGUUUUUCCGGAUUGUAAUUUUGAGUCGACUCUGACUUCCUGUAGAUGAUGAACCCUGGCAGAGGGUGAACGCCUACCUCAUCCAUGACACUGCAGACUGGAAGGACUUGAACCUGAAGUUUGUCCUACAAGUUUACAGGGACUUUCAUCUUACACAGGACACCCAGUACUUGAAGGACAUGUGGCCUGUUUGCCAGGUAAAACUAGCCCUGUCAUCUUGGCCACACUUAAUUAGAGAUGAAUACUUUCUGACGUUUUGUUCUGUGACAGUGAUGCAGAAACCCCAUCUCACUGGAUCCACUAGAUAUAUCCGUUUUGCUCUGCUCACAUAUUUGGCUCUUGGUUUGCCAGGCCGUGAUGGAGUCAGAGAUGAAGUUCGACUUGGAUGGAGAUGGACUGAUUGAAAACUCUGGAUAUGCCGACCAGACCUAUGAUGGCUGGACAGUGACUGGACCAAGGUGAGAGGAUAAAAAUAGAGGAGAUGCCUUAAUUGUAACUUUUUAGGCACUAUAAUCAAUGAAAUCAAUCAGAGAAGCAAAAUAAGUGACAUGCAGUUACUGUAUCAGAUCUAUUGCCGCUAGUCAAAUAGUUGUACAACUGCAGGACUCACUAUGUCGUGCUAACAGGAAUCCAAAUCUUCCCCUCGUUAGAGAUGUCAUGUUAUUAAGCUUUUUUCUCAUGUGAUAUUUUGUCUACUUGUGUCUCUCAGUGCGUACUGUGGUGGGCUGUGGUUGGCAUCCCUUUGUGUGAUGUGUAAGAUGGCCCAACUAGUGGACAGUGAGGAGACGUACCAGCGAUACAAGGAUAUUUUGGAUCGGGGCAGCGCUGCUUUUGACAAACUACUGUGGAAUGGUAUUUGCUGGCACAUUUUUCCCGUUAAAAACAAUCACUUCUGUCUCUUAUGUACUUAAAAAUGCCUUCUCUUUGUUUUUGUUUCAUGAUCAGGUAAAUACUACAACUACGACAGCAGUGGGAGGGACCUUUCUAACAGUGUCAUGUCUGAUCAGUGUGCCGGACACUGGUUUCUGAAAGCAUCCGGGCUGGGAGAGGGAGAUUAUCAGGUGAGUUCAAACAUGAGUAAGUAAGUAUCAUCACAUUAUCAAGGGACAUCAGGGUCUUUGGAAAAUUUUAGUUUUUGCUGUCACACUAACACAUACAAAUUGCUAGCGUGUGGACUGGGCCUAAACCUCACUUCUCGUCUACCUGCAGGCUUUUCCGAAAGACAAAAUCCGGAGCGCACUAAAAUCAGUCUUUGACCUGAAUGUCAUGAGCUUCGCCGGAGGUCAGAUGGGAGCAGUAAAUGGUAUGCGCCCUGAAGGAGUCGCUGACCGCUCCAGUGUUCAGUCCGAUGAGGUCUGGAUUGGAGUGGUGUACGGACUUGCAGCCACUAUGAUCCAUGAGGUAAGUUUGGGAGUGGAUGACCGAUAGUUUCACUGAAUCCUGACAUUAGAAAUGAUGACGCAAACUAAAAAGGUACACAUCAGAGCGAAAUGUACAAAACUCUCUGUUAUUAUUAUUUUUCAGGGUAUGUAUGAGGAGGGUAUGCGCACAGCAGAAGGUUGUUAUCGGACUGUGUGGGAGAGACUAGGCAUGGCCUUCCAGACUCCUGAAGCGUACUGUGAGAAGGGCAUCUACCGCUCCCUUGCAUAUAUGAGACCUCUGAGUGUGUGGGCCAUGCAGCUGGCCCUGAGCACUUCUGCAAAGGACCAGAGCACGUCAGCACAAAAUGGAGCAUCAGACGGAGAGCAGGGACAGGACUUGGGAGUAAACCAGAGCUAGGAUCCCAGAAUUACACUGUUUAGUGAUAUAAAGCAGGUUCCUCUUUGAAUCAUCUUCAGACUCCCCAGCAGCAACCAUCCUCAUGUGCACCCCAGCUCCCUCACAAAUGUGAUCUGAGAUGGACCUUGAAUUUGUUUCUCUAGUGUUCAUUUUACUCCAGAUGUCUCAUUAUUUGAAGCUUGAUGUCGGCUUCAUGGUUUUAACUUGACAAAAGCAGUAGCUAUUGUAGGUCAUAUUAGAUACAGAGUGAGAGUUUUUACGAGGCUGAAAAUGGUCCCUGAUUUUUUUAAAACUGCAGAGCCAGGCAGCCAGUCAAUGUCGAAGUUAUAGCCAGUGAUUCAGAUGUCUAUACGCACUACAUUUCCAAAUCAUAUCAGAAUUCUGGUUUUCCUCUUGGAGCAUUUUUAAAUGCUUACCAUUUAAGGACUGUUGAUUAUUAUACCAGCCACAUAUUAUUGUGUUAACCAGUUAAGCUGACAUCAGUUGACCUUUGAAUAAAGCUGUAUAUGAAUGAUGUUUCAAUCAGAAAUAUGGUCACUUGAAAAGUGUAAUUUUAAUUUGAAUGCUGUAAUAUGUGAGGUAAUAUUUGAUGAGUAGUAUUGGAUUUUCUGUUAAAUAGGAUUUGGUGCCUUGCUGCAUGUUGACUUGUAUCUACAGUGUAUUAAUGUAGAGGCAACAUUUACCCUUUUAUAAAAUCCAGUACUCAUGACAAUCAUGUCUAAUAAAGAACUGAAUGAGGUAUAAUUGAAGACUGGCUUUAAUGUA
Molecule: messenger RNA, 12908 nt
Organism: Xyrichtys novacula (pearly razorfish)
Lineage: Eukaryota; Metazoa; Chordata; Actinopteri; Labriformes; Labridae
Source: the annotation of a GenBank genome assembly